AUGACAGCACAAAUGUGUAGUAACACAGUUAGCAAACGUAAAUAUAGUUCCACUAAUAUCGCAAAUGAUCAGAAUUUACACGAUUCUAUUCAGUGCAAUCCAAAGCAAUGUUUUUUAUUUGAUCCAAUGACACAUCCAACACAUAUGCAACUAUUAUCAGCAAAAUCAACAGUCCUAUAUGUAGUAUUAGGUAGUAUCAUACAAAUGACAUUGAUUGGGAUUGGGAUUGAUUGUAUGCAGUAUGGUGUUUCUGCAUUAAAUAUCGAAAACGCACUAUUUAUCAUACAAGUGAUUGUCUAUUAUGUUAUCAAUAUCAUAGCAUCACAUCUUAGUAUGACAUGUCCGAGACUAGCAUUUAUAUUAUUUCACAUUUCGCUGGUUAUACCAUUGACAUUACCUACACGUCGUUCUGUCUACCGCUAUAUACUUGUCAGUGGUUAUACGUUAUCGUCUCUACGGUGGGUUGAACUUCUAAAGCGGCACCAUCAGUGGAACGGUUGGUAUCGAUGUCUGUUAACAAUGUCAUUUUGUGAUAUACGGUAUUGUGAAGUAUUGGUAUUACCAAUGACACAUCAACGACGUGAAACAAUGCUUACUAAAUGGAAACAACUUGUGUGCAAUGCCCUGUUAUGGAUUAGUAUACAUAGUGUUUUAAUCGGGGUGUUGAUAGUAAUUUUACUAUAUCUAUCAGCGUUGCUGAAAUAUGAGAAACUAAAUGUGAUAACAUUUCUAGUGUUAAUGGCAUUCAGAUACAGUCUUGAUUUUGUUACAGUAGUUGAAUCGUUCAGCGCGAUACAUUAUGCAUAUAUACUGAUGUUUAGUGUAUUAGGUGUAAAGGCACAAUGUAUACAGAAUGCACCGCUACAUGCAGCAUCAGUGAGUGAACUAUGGUCAACAAGAUGGAACAGAUAUAUACAGCCAUUGUUGCACAAUCAUAUCUAUACUCCUGUAUACAACAGAACAAAUAACAGACAAUUAGCAGUAUUGACUACAUUUAUGUUCAGUGGUGUGUGGUUGCAUGGUCUGCCAGCAUAUAUUGCCGGUUUAACACUGAAACGAGCAUUGAGUAUUGAAUUAUUCUUUGUUGCACAAGCUCUACUGAUAGCAAUCGAAGAACGGUUGUUUAUACGACCUAUUGCAAACACAUUUCACACACGUACGCGUACAAAAAUUUUAAUGCUUAUCACAUUGCCAUUACUUUUUGAGCCUCUACAUACAUUAUUUCAAAUAUAA
Didymodactylos carnosus is the source of this 1233-nucleotide messenger RNA. NCBI's taxonomy places the organism in Eukaryota, Metazoa, Rotifera, Eurotatoria, Philodinida, Philodinidae. The record is from the annotation of a GenBank genome assembly.